Messenger RNA from Didymodactylos carnosus, 807 nucleotides. Lineage: Eukaryota; Metazoa; Rotifera; Eurotatoria; Philodinida; Philodinidae. The record is from the annotation of a GenBank genome assembly.
AUGAAUUCGACCGAGGAUACUCCUGUCAACUUAUCGUCACUCUCUCCAUGCGUUUCAUCUACUUCAACUUCUUACACAUCUGAUAGUAUUAAGCGAUCAUUAAUUAAUGAUAAAGAUCAGUUCAAAGUAGUACAAAAUCUAAGUAAACGUGCAACAGCACCCUGUUGGCAAUCGUUCGGUUUUCCAGCACGAGAAGAAAAGAAUCAGAAGUUUGAGGUUAUCCGCGGUUAUGCCUCAUCUGCCAGAAAACAAGUCUCGACGAAAAAGGAAAAAAUGAAAUAUUUAUGUACACGAUGGGUAGCCGAUUCAAUGCGCCCAUUUCAAAUUGUUUCAGAUCGUGGUUUCAAAGAGCUGGUUCAAGAAUGUAUUAAUAUCGGUCGUGGUUCGCGUUCGGACUCAUUCAUAUUAGCUGACGAUAUUUUAUCCUGUGAGCGUACUAUGAAAAACGAAAUAGAUAGAUUAGCUGAACAAGAACGUGCACAAUUAAGAGAAAAACUCAUCGUUGCUGCCCAAGACGGCAGUUUAUGUUUGAGCCCGGAUAUUUGGACUGAUAAUUACCGAAAGAUCUCCUAUAUGGGCGCAAUUUUGUGGAUGAUGAUUAUGAAUCUCAUUCAAUCGAUUUGUUCUGCACUGAGUUUAAAGAGAAAAAGAAAACUGCUGACAAUAUUCUUACGCUCAGCUGCGGUUGAACGAGAAUUCAGCGCCGCUGGUCAAAUUGUUAAUCAACGUCGCUCAAGCUUAGAUCCAUCGAGUGUCAACAACAUAUUAUUUUUACGUUCGAUCGAAAAUAAUAAAUGGAAAGACUAA